CAUUACACGGUCAGUAACAGUUUGUUCAUAUAGACUCGAGCUGAUCUCUGGUAGAUUUAACAGCAAGACCCUGUUGACAUUGCCUGUGAUUUUGAGCAGUAGGCCUCUAUCAGCCAGAGGACACAAAAUUCCAGGAGGACACUAAGAUUUCAGCAAUUGGGAAACUCACAAAAGUUAGAAAAUAUGCCUCCAAGUUUGACAGCUGCACUGCAAGAGUGGGAAAGUCUAGAGAAAGAGUAUCAUCAGAUUCAGGAGAGUCACCGGCUAUACUUGCAGAAACUAGAUGAAGUUUCCAAGCUGCAGAGCAAUUGCUCUUCCUCUAUCGCCCACCAGCGGAGUAGACUGAAGGACAUGUCUCAGUUAGUGAAGAAAUGUAAUAAGGAGAGACUGACAGAGGAGGAUGUAAAAACAUUGGAUGAAAUCAAGGAGCACAUCAAGGCAAGACCCAACACUUUCUUUGAAAUGGAGGCUUUCCUUCCAAAGAAAAAUGGGCUGUAUCUCAAUCUUGUUCUGGGCAAUGUAAGCGUGACUCUUCUAAGCAAACAGUCAAAAUUUGCCUACAAAGAUGAAUAUGAGAAAUUCAAGCUGUACCUCACAGUUUUACUGCUCCUAUUCGCCUUCAUGUGUUAUUUCUUUGUGAGCUACAGAUUUGUUGACGCGAUCUUCAACUUCUUGCUGGUGUGGUACUACUGCACCCUCACCAUACGGGAGAGCAUCCUCAUCAGCAACGGGUCCAGGAUCAAAGGCUGGUGGGUUUUCCACCAUUAUGUCUCAGCCUUUCUGUCUGGAGUCAUGCUGACAUGGCCUGAUGGAUACCUGUACCAGAGUUUCAGGAACCAAUUCCUCGCCUUUUCUUUGUAUCAAAGCAUGGUUCACUGUAUGCAGUACUACUAUCAGAGCGGCUGUCUGUACAGACUAAGAACCCUGGGAGAAAGACACAACAUGGACCUGACUGUGGAAGGAUUUCAGUCCUGGAUGUGGCGAGGGCUGACAUUUCUUCUGCCCUUCCUGUUUUUUGGACAUUUUUGGCAACUCUACAAUGGACUCUCUCUGUUCAAGAUGGCUCGGCUCCCAGACUGUAAAGAGUGGCAGGUCUCAAUGUGUGGAAUCUCAUUCCUCAUUCUGUUUAUGGGCAACUUCCUCACUACUGUUGCAGUAGUCCGCACCAAGCUCAAGAGCAAGGACCAGGCAAAGCCCAAGGGUCAGUGAGAUGGAGAGAUGAAGAGGAUACACAGAAACUGCAUCCGCUGGUUCUUCCCAUAGGAGCUUCUCCAGAACAAUUCUAUAAUCAUGGCUCAUUUACCAGUGAUAGAGGAUCAUGGGCAGUAUUCAAUGAUCCCCUACUUUGGUUGCUUCGGGGUUGCUACUGUAUAGAUUUCUGAAUUGGUUAAAUAUGAAGACGUUUCUGCUCAAUACAAUAAUGGCACAGCAUUUCAGCAUGUUUAUGGUGUGACUUAGACAUUUCAGAAUAAUUUCGACGAAAUUAAAAGGAUAGAAUAAUAAUCAUAGUGUGAUUGGGAUUGUGCAAAAACACGGCCUCUUAUUGCGAAAAUAAUAUAUUAUAUACCCUGGACCUAUCUCAUACCUCAUCUUCAGCACUGUCUGUUUCAUGUAUUGUGUGUGUGUGUGUGUGUGUGUGUGUGUGUGUGUGUGUGUGUGUGUGUGUGUGUGUGUGUGUGUGUGUGUGUGGUGUUACCACAUGGCAUGACAGAUUCUUAUUGAUUCCAUGGAUAUCAUCCCAUAAGUAAGGUACAGGUCUGUGCUGCACUGCUAUCUGUCCUUGGUACUAACAACAAUCAAAAUACACACUAAUCUUUCAGUAUGCGAGGAUACCUUCAAUAUGACUGAAUGUAACUUGUUUCAGGGAUGUGCAGA
Coregonus clupeaformis (lake whitefish) is the source of this 1875-nucleotide messenger RNA. RefSeq names its product ion channel TACAN-like. Gene Ontology annotation, cellular component: membrane. The record is from RefSeq and is a predicted model, not a curated record. The transcript is spliced from 12 exons. The coding region runs from base 184 to 1209 and encodes 341 amino acids. Gene Ontology annotation, biological process: fat cell differentiation. Lineage: Eukaryota; Metazoa; Chordata; Actinopteri; Salmoniformes; Salmonidae.